Molecule: messenger RNA, 1056 nt
Organism: Centruroides sculpturatus (bark scorpion)
Lineage: Eukaryota; Metazoa; Arthropoda; Arachnida; Scorpiones; Buthidae
Exons: 1
Coding region: 1-1056 (351 amino acids)
Source: RefSeq, a predicted model, not a curated record
AUGGAUUCACUAAAACAUAAAACAUGUACUGAUGCAUUACCACCAAGGGAUGCCAUCUCUUUCAAUCAACCAGCAUAUCUUAUUGUUCAUGCUAUGGGAGAAACACCUCUAUCUAAACGUUCUCCUUUUUUGAUUCAAAAAUUGUUUGAAUUGACCAUUGGGAAUCUUAAAAAAAUUCAAAAACUGAGGUCAGGAGAUCUACUUGUAGAAGCAGCCUCCCCUCAACAGUCAGCAAAGCUUCUGAAAAUGAAGUCUCUAGGAGAAAUAAUGGUAACCAUCACACCACAAACAAAUUUGAACUUGUCACGUAGUGUGAUAUCUGAAACUGAUCUGAUGUCUGAGGAUGAAUCAGAUAUUCAGAUUGGUCUCUCAGACCAAGGUGUCACUGCUGUUCGACGAAUUUCGAUUUGUCGUGAUGGCAAGUUGAUACAAACAAAACACAUUAUAUUGACAUUCAACAAACCAACAUUGCUAUCUUCUGUUGCGGCAGGAUAUCUCCGUUGCCCAGUUCGUUCAUACAUUCCAAAUCCGCUAUGUUGCUUUAAAUGUCAGUGGUUUGGACACUCCCAAAUAUCAUGGAGAGGAAAAAAAGCAUGCACACAGUGUGGAAAUGAAGACCACCACAGUACUGAAUGCACAUGUUCUCCAUGCUGUGUAAACUGCAAAGAUACCCACCCUGCCUAUUCUCGAAAAUGCACUGCAUGGCAGAGAGAGAAAGAAAUUCAGCGAUUGAAGAUUGUUAAUAAUAUAUCUCACCCGGAGGCACGUUGCGUGGUCACUCUAAGUGCACCAGUGAAACAGAAGACAUUUGCUGGUGUUCUGAAAUCCACAAAGACAUGUGGAGUUCAGACAGACAUUUCUGUUUCACCAAAUGAAUCUCUCACACGCCAUGAAAAAUGUUUGCUGAUACCAUCUACCAAAGCAACAGAAAAAGAGAAUAACAAAUCAAAACCACUUAUACCUAAAACAGGGGUAACAACUAGGAAUGUGGGUUCCAAAAAAGCCAGUAAGAACCCACUUAAUAAACAAAGGAUAAAAGCAGCCCUAUCUAAAUAA